Molecule: messenger RNA, 3509 nt
Organism: Sebastes umbrosus (honeycomb rockfish)
Lineage: Eukaryota; Metazoa; Chordata; Actinopteri; Perciformes; Sebastidae
Gene: slc9a7
Product: solute carrier family 9 member 7
Exons: 17
Coding region: 201-2408 (735 amino acids)
Biological process (GO): sodium ion transport; proton transmembrane transport; regulation of pH
Cellular component (GO): membrane; recycling endosome
Molecular function (GO): sodium:proton antiporter activity
Source: RefSeq, a predicted model, not a curated record
UCUCUCUCCGGAGCCGCUUCACUUCCUGCAGCUUCCUGCAGUGUCUCUUUAAAAGGUUGAACUCUCGUCUCUCUGAGAGCUCUGGAUUGUUUCCCCCUCUCUGCUCAGCUCUGCUCUGCUGUGUGUGUACUGACUGUACCAGAGACUGUAGCAGUGACAUGGCACAGAGACGCUGAGCCCGUCAGCAUCCAUCCUGCACCAUGGCUGCUCUCCGACGGCCGGCUGCUCCGGCUCCGGCGGCUCUCAGCGGGCUGGACUCGCUCUUCGUGCCCGCCUGCAGGCUCCUGAUGCCCGCCUGGAUGCUGCUGAGCGCCGCGGCGGGUCUGCAGGCGGAGGACGGAGGAGGAGGAGGAAUAGAAGAACUGGCCACCGAGAAGGAGGCUGAGGAAAGUCACCGACAGGACAGCGUUAAUUUACUGACAUUCAUCUUACUGCUGACCUUAACGAUUCUCACCAUCUGGCUCUUCAAGCACCGGCGGGUCCGUUUCCUCCACGAGACCGGACUGGCCAUGAUCUACGGUCUGCUGGUAGGUGUGAUCCUGCGGUACGGCAUCCCCGCCACCAGCUACCACAACAAGACGCCUCCGAGCUGCUCGCUGAAGGAAGGACCCGUCAGCACCCUGCUGCUCAACGUCAGCGGCAAGUUCUUUGAGUACACGCUGAAAGGAGAGAUCAACUCCAGAGAGAUUCACAAUGUGGAGCAGAACGACAUGCUGCGCAAGGUGACCUUUGACCCUGAAGUAUUCUUCAACAUACUGCUGCCUCCUAUUAUUUUCCACGCUGGCUACAGUCUGAAGAAGAGACACUUCUUCAGGAAUCUGGGCUCCAUCAUAACUUACGCGUUUCUUGGCACUGCCAUCUCGUGUUUUGUUAUCGGGAAUCUGAUGUACGGCGUGGUCAAACUGAUGCAAGCGAUCGGACAGCUGACUGACAAGUUCUACUACACCGACUGCCUUUUCUUUGGUGCCAUUAUCUCGGCCACAGACCCAGUGACGGUGUUGGCCAUCUUUAAUGAGCUCCAUGCAGACGGGGAUCUCUACGCUCUGCUGUUUGGAGAAAGUGUAAUGAAUGACGCAGUGGCCAUUGUGCUCUCCUCGUCUAUUGUGGCGUACCAGCCCAGCGGAGCUAACACACACAUGUUUGAUGCUGCAGCCUUUUUCAAGUCGGUGGGGGUUUUCCUGGGUAUCUUCAGCGGCUCCUUCGUGAUGGGUGCCGCCACAGGAGUCGUCACCGCUCUCGUCACCAAGUUCACCAAGCUGCACUGUUUCCCGCUGCUGGAGACGGCGCUCUUCUUCCUCAUGUCCUGGAGCACCUUCCUGCUCGCCGAAGCCUGCGGGUUCACAGGCGUCGUGGCCGUGCUGUUCUGUGGCAUCACUCAGGCUCACUACACCUACAACAACCUCUCAGCAGAGUCCACGACGCGCAGCAAGCAGCUCUUCGAGGUGCUUCACUUCCUGGCGGAGAACUUCAUCUUCUCCUACAUGGGUUUGGCUCUGUUCACCUUCCAGAAUCACAUCUUCAGCCCCAUCUUCAUCAUCGGGGCUUUCCUCUCCAUAUUCAUCGGAAGAGCGUUCAACAUCUACCCGCUGUCCUUCCUCCUCAACCUCGGCAGACGUCACAAGAUAAAAGGGAACUUCCAGCACAUGAUGAUGUUUGCAGGUCUGCGUGGAGCGAUGGCGUUCGCGUUGGCCAUCCGGGACACGGCGACCUACGCCCGCCAGAUGAUGUUCACCACCACGCUGCUCAUUGUUUUCUUCACCGUCUGGGUGUUCGGCGGUGGGACGACGCCGAUGCUGUCCUGGCUGCACAUCAGCGUUGGGGAAAGCGACGCGUUGCAGGAAGAGCGACGGCGAUAUGGAGAGUUGGAGUACCGCAGGGUCGGUGUGGACCCGGAUCAAGACCCACAGCCCUGCACAGACAGCUUCCAGGUCCUACAGGGGGAGGGCUCCCAGGGUGAAGGAACAAGUAAAACCAAACAGGAGAGCGCCUGGCUCUUCAGACUGUGGUACACCUUUGAUCACAACUACCUGAAGCCCAUCCUGACCCACAGCGGACCGCCUCUCACCUCCACGCUGCCGGCCUACUGCGGCCCGCUGGCGAGCUGUCUGACCAGCGCCCAGGCGUACGAGGAGCAGCUGAGGGACCCCGACUCUGACCUCCUCCGCAACGACGGCGACCUCACCUUCACGUUCGGUGACACCUCCAUCACAGCCAAUGGGGCAUCCGGUGGCGGCGGCGCUGGUGGGGGGGACGCAGCAGCAGGAGGUGGAGGGUCAGGCUGGAGCGCCAACGGCAAAAGGAGCGGCAGCACCUCCGAGGAGGCGCUGGAGCGCGAGCUGGACUCCCGCGAGCAGGAGCUGCUGAGCCGCGGCACGCGCCUGGUUUUCCCCAUCGAGGAUCACAUCUGACCCCUCUUGUCCUCUCCUCUCCGUCCGCCCUGCACCGCCAGCCUCCCUAACCUGACCCGACCUAACCUGACCUGACCCCCCACACCCCCUCAUCUAGACCGCCUCGCCCUCACAUCCUGCGGGCAGAGCAUCCAGACCUUCAGAGAUAAGACAAGAGAGGAGAUAUGGGAGGGGAGGAGGUUCCUCCAGAGCGCCUCGGAGACGUGAGUCCUCGUCAGGACGCCAACGCUGUUACUCUGAGAUUCACUUUUACUGAUCGAUUCCUCUGAAUCAAAAGGAGGGAAAACUUUAUGCAGGAUGUGAGGACAGAAAAACCCUCAUGUGAGAUUGGUUCUGAACAUGUGACGCUGUGUGUUCAGCUGGCGUGGCCGUCUCUCAUCAUGUGAUCGGACCAGUUUACACCAGCGAGCUCUUCUUUGCAAUCACCCCCCCCCCCAUCUAAAUGCUGAAACGAGGCUUUAAUAGUUCAAACAGGAGUUCUCUGGUAUAUUUGUACCAUCAUCAUCAUCCUCAUCAUCAUCAUCAUCUGAAGCUGCUAACAGACCAGUGUUUGUGAGGGACGUCCUUUGUCUCUCACACAGAAGCAUCAGUGUGGAGGAGGCCAACAGUGGAUGAGUUUUCCUCUCCGCCGCGUCACGGCUGAAGAAUGUGAGCAUGUAAAUAGCCACAAUGCAGAGCUUUGUUUCCUCGCUAUAGCGGGACGCUUCUCUCGCCGCGUUACGUCUCAUGACUGUUACAAAGUUUGUCUCGUCUUUGAGCUGCGUCUUUGUCUGUUCGCCGGACGGCUUUCCACAACAAUACCACGAAGAAGGAACGGAGGAGUUUUAAUUCACAUUAUAUUGUUUCUUAUGAGAUUCCCAAAACUUUAAAAGCAGAUAUGAGGUGUCCACUCUGAUACUUUACAAACUAUAAAAUAAGGAACAGGCCUUCAUCAUAAUUUAGAAAAAUUCUAUAUUGUCUACUGCAAAUAAUCUCAAGUUAAUCACACAUUUUUUUAUCUGUUCUAAAUGUACCUUAAAGGGAGAUUUGUCAAGUAUUUAAUCCUCUUAUCAACAUGGGAGUGGACAAAUAUGCUGCUUUAUGCAAAAUGUCUGUAUAUAU